GGCAAAGGGUACUUACUGCCCACUGCUCGCUAUAUAAAUACCUGCCCGUCGCCAUCUCUCUCCAUAGUUGCAGUUUUCUUAUACGCAGAAACCGAUUUCUGUUUGUCCCAAUGGCUGAAGAAGGGCAAGUGAUCGCAUGCCAUAAGAAAGCUGAAUGGGAUGCUCAUUUAGCGAAAGCGAAGGAAUCCGGAAAACUGAUUGUUGUGGAUUUUACUGCUUCCUGGUGCGGGCCAUGCCGUACAAUUGCUCCAUAUUUCUCAGAAUUGGCUAAGAAUCAUCCCGGUGUCGUUUUCCUGAAAGUGGACGUCGAUGAAUUGAACACUGUUGCUACCGAGUGGGAGAUCAAUGCAAUGCCGACAUUUGUUUUCAUGAAACGAGGGGAAACAGUUCACAAGAUUGUUGGUGCUGAUAAAUCGGCGCUGUUGAAAAAAAUAGAAGAGCUCAAGACUCCAACUGCUGCUACUACUUCUACUGCUUAGACACAAUCAGCUUGGAGGAUGUGGCCUCGAUGAUUAGUAUGGUGCAAUGAUGCUUCUGUCCACGGUUUUGUUUUCCCUAAAAGAAGUUGGAUUAUAUGCAGAACUCUGAAAGAUGAUUCUGGUUCUUGUUAUCUAGAACUUGCAGGUUUCAAUGUAGAAUUAAUGGGGCAGGAAUUUUGUUGAA
Cucurbita maxima (winter squash) is the source of this 663-nucleotide messenger RNA. RefSeq names its product thioredoxin H-type-like. Bases 111 to 479 code for a protein of 122 amino acids. The record is from RefSeq and is a predicted model, not a curated record. The transcript is spliced from 3 exons. Lineage: Eukaryota; Viridiplantae; Streptophyta; Magnoliopsida; Cucurbitales; Cucurbitaceae.